Molecule: messenger RNA, 3485 nt
Organism: Papaver somniferum (opium poppy)
Lineage: Eukaryota; Viridiplantae; Streptophyta; Magnoliopsida; Ranunculales; Papaveraceae
Exons: 6
Coding region: 2174-3217 (347 amino acids)
Molecular function (GO): zinc ion binding
Source: RefSeq, a predicted model, not a curated record
CACCAACAAAAACCAAAAAAAUAGACUUUGCUCGGCCUCUCAUGGCUGCCAAUUAAAAGACACUUCGACUGUCAGAGGUUCAAUGUAAAGUUAUCUAGUUCCAAGGAAAAACAACAAGAAGAAAUAUGAAGAAGGGAAAUGAACACAAGAUGCCAAGGAUGGAGGACAUUCUUAACCUUCCAGUGCAAGAUCCCCAUGUGCAGAGUUCUCUGCAGCUCUUAUAAACUGGGUAAAAGUCGAAGGUGGACGCCAAGGUGGUGAUGAUGUUGCCCUAAUCCCAUUCUCUAGAGUGGAUGAUUUUGUUAAAGGUGAGUCUGCAAAUGUAGAAUGCCCUGCCAGUUUCCGUGUUGAGUCAAGAAGAAAGAGAACUGAAGGAAGCGUAAGCAAGCCUAGGGUUGAUAGCUACCUCGAAUACACACUGUAUGCCUUCACCAACAACUUAUUACUCUUGCUAUCUUAGGUCACUGUUUGGUGGGUGACUUUGCUCACCCACACACUAAGCUAAGUGAGCAAAACCAACCAUCACUAGGAAGUGGGACUAUUAAGUGGUCAAACCCAUCAUUUUUAGUAGCAUGACAUCCCACGGCUCAGUAAUUGGUGGUUUGCUGUCCAGCUUACCAAGUGGGUGGCAAAAUUGCCCUUCCACUUGCUUUAAACUAGCUCAUUUUUUUAUCGUGAUUCUAUAGAUAUUGGUGUUCUUAUGGCCCUGAAGACUACCGACAUAGUGAUUCAGGCGUGGGGGAUAACUUAAAUUCUAAACCCCAAUCAGGGAAAGGCAGCAGGCCUGGAAGGCGGCAUAUGAUGAGAGGGUGCCUAUGUCACUUCACUGUAAAGCGCUUAUAUACACGUCCUCAUCUUGCACUCAUUAUAUACAGUCAGCGAAGCCAUGUAGAUAAAACAGGGUCCCCAUGCCAUGGAAUACUUGACAGGGAUGCUGUCGGAACUAGAGCUAUGCAUGCUCCUCGAAUCUCAGAUGAACUACGUCAGAAGGUGAUGUCUAUGCUUUACGUUGGAAUAUCUUGGGAUGAUAUUAUUCAGCACCACACUGACGUAGUAGAGAGGCAUGGUGGUGGUCCCAGCAAUCGUGAUGACUUUCUCACUCGGAAUGAUGUUAGGAACAUGUAAAGGGUGAUUAAACAUUCCACACGCGAAGUACAUGAAAAUGAUGUGGAUAGCAUACCAAUGUGGGUUCACCGACAUCAAAAGCAUGUUUUCUUCUUCCGUGAUGCAUCUGUUACAGAAUCAUUUGUUUUGGGUUUACAGACGGAGUGGCAGUUGCAACAGAUGCUCCAUUACGGGAAUAAUAGUUCGAUUGCCUUCCAUUCAACAUUUGGUUUGAAGAAGUUCAAGAUACUUGUAGGGGUUGUCCGUACCCCUGUCAGAUACCUAUUUGUUGUCAAAAGGUAAAGCUUUUUUCAAAAAUGCCGUAUCGGACUCUCGGAAGUGUAUCAGUGUCGGACACCCGCACCAGUAUUCGUGCAAUCCAGCUAAGGUCUAAUUAACAAGGAUACAUGUGUGGUGAUUGGAGUGUCCCACUGGUCUGAGGUGUCUGACACAAUGAGUUGGUCAGUACCCCUAACGUCAACGGCUAUAAAUGUACAUACAUACUUGUAUAGGUAGUUAUGUGCAUUACAUCUUGUCAUUAUUUGUAAUAUGCAGUACUUAUGGAUCUAGAAUUGUUAAAUAUAGACCAAAAGUGCUUACUUGAAUUACUUAUUGUGUCCAAACAUUAUUAUGUGCAGUACACACAAUUGUCUACAGAGUACACCUAAAAUUUUGUGCAAGCACCCUGUUUUGUGUCUGUUAGAGUCAGCCACGAGCAUCCAUGUGUGGUUAUGUUGUCACUAUAAAAUGAAAUAGUGGAGUGUGCUAGUUACAUAGGUUAUAGAGUCUAUGAUCAUCUAAAUGAGCUAGUGUGUAGUUUAAACAAUUUUAUGGAAAAUGCUUGUGGAAGAAUGAACCCUAUUCUGGGGUAGAAACUGGCUUAUCCGACCGUCUCAAACUCUCUGUUAUUACAUUCUUAUUGAUUGCCGUUGCCAAAUCAAUUUCCUUUUGUGUUUUCUGAUCACAGCAUCCGUUAUGUACAUUACUAGUUUUCGACUCUUUCCAAAAUGCAAUUCCUGUUGCGUGGAUCAUUACUUCUUGUUUUAAUGGUCAAGAUAUUCCCCGUUGGAUGGUACCUCUUGUUGAAAGAAUCCGAACGAAGGAUCCUAGGUGGAAACCCAAUGCCUUUUUAAUUGAUGAUCCAUCUUUUGAGAUCUCUAUCCUCAGAGAUGCUUUCCAGUGCCGGGUCAUUUUAUGCCUCUGGCAUGUUCGACGCUCUUGGAUGAAAAGCUUGCUGAAGAAAUGUGGUAGCUUGAUCCUGCAGCAAGAAAUGUUCAAGUACCUUGGCCGUAUUUUAUAUAGUGUUAGGGAUGGGCCAAGUGUGAUAGAUGCAAUCGAAGAGUUCAUGCAGAUAUUUGUUGAUCAGUUCUCCUUCAUGGAAUACUUCAGGGACCGAUGGUUACCAAGGAUAGAUAUGUGGGUGAAUGCAAUGAGGCUUCUCCCUAUAGCAAAUCAAGAAUUUAACGGCGCUAUCGAGUCUUAUGACUUAAAUCUGAAAUCCAAACUUUUUAGUGAACAACAUUCUGGUUCUUGGAUGAGAGUUGAUUGGCUUGUCCAUACAUUAACCACUGAAUUCCACUCCUUGUAUUGGUUCGCUCAAUACACUGAAGAAACCGGCUACUUUAGAAACUUGAAAGAUCACACUUUCUCAGCAAACUCUUGGUAUCGAGCAUUACAGAUUCCCGAUAUUGAUGUCUUAUUGGAUGAUGAAGAACUGCGGAUAGUUCGGGUCAUUUCGCAAUCUAACAGAAGCGUGGCUUAUACAAUUUGGAACCCCGGUUCAGAAUUCUCUUUUUGUGAUUGCCCAUGGUCAAGAUUGGGAAAUCUCUGUAAGCACGUGAUCAAGGUCUGCAUACUAUUUAGGAAUCGUCAGGUUGCAAGACCAUCAAUUGCUGCACAAACUUAUCGGCAGGCUUUACUAAAUCUUUUAAACAAUCCUCCAGAUGAUCCAAUUGUUCUUAAUCAUGCCAUUUUACAAGUUAACCGUAUCCAACAGGACAUCAAGGGUCUGGAGGACUUAUCUAAUAGCGGGCUUCUCCAACCGUUAACUACACUUGAGACGAAUGGUCAUGUUGUUUUAGAUAAUCUCCUGCCUUCACCAGGUCUUCAAUGAAUCUUACAGGCAAAAGUUUGUACAAGGUAAUCCUUUUAUUUCGCCUUUUUCUUUAGUCAUGUUCUCCACCUUGAAGGAUUACAGAUUUUGUAGUUGUGGUACUGGUAACUGGUAAAAUUGUUAGUAUUCUUGUAAAUCAAAAGUGCUGUACCAGUUGAAGUUGGAAAGAAAGAGUUACGAUGUUCGUCUUUUGCGGAACAAUUAACAAAAAAAUGUCACUCAACCGUGUACUAUUUCCGUUUCUAGAAAAGAGGUAUUGGAAUUGGAC